AUGGGCCACUCCGCCGAGAGCGCCGCCGAAGCGAAGGCGGGGGCGUUCGAGGCCAUCCGCCGCGGCAACCGCCGGGAGAAGCGCGAGCAGCUGGCCCUGGAGUGGGAGCACGUGGAGGUGACCUUCCACGAGGACCUGGAGCUGACAGCUGUCUCAUCGCUGGUCCUGGGCCCGGACGCGCGCUUCUCCGCCGGCUGCAAGCCACGCCUCGGCGCGGCGGAGGCUUCCGCGGCCUGGGGCACCUGGCGGCGGCUGGGCCGCGGGGUGGAGCUGACGCUGGGCGCCGAGGAGGCCAUCGGCCUGGAGGAGAUGGUGGUGGUCUAUCGCUGCCAGAGGGGGUGCCUGGUGGCCGAGCGCGUUGAUCUUCCUGAUGGCUUGGCGCAGGCGCCUCUUCCUGAGCAGCCCAAGGAAGAGGCUGCGAGCGGAGGCGGCGCACCCAGCGAGGUCUACGAGGACGACUUCGAAGAGGUUGCGUCAGAUGAAUCUGCUGAAGCCAGUCCGAAGUCAGUGUCCAGCUCGUCGGUGACGUGA
Molecule: messenger RNA, 531 nt
Organism: Effrenium voratum
Lineage: Eukaryota; Dinophyceae; Suessiales; Symbiodiniaceae
Source: the annotation of a GenBank genome assembly